GGAGCCGGGUCGCGGCUGUCAUGGACGCUUGGGUCCGCUUCAGUGCCCAGAGCCAGGCCCGGGAGCGGCUGUGCAGGGCUGCUCAGUAUGCCUGUGCGCUGCUUGGCCACGCGCUGCAGAGACACGGGGCCAGUCCCGAGUUGCAGAAGCAGAUUCGACAAUUGGAGGGCCAUUUGAGUCUUGGGAGAAAACUCCUACGCCUGGGAAACUCAGCAGAUGCCCUCGAGUCGGCGAAACGAGCUGUGCACCUCUCGGAUGUUGUCCUGAGGUUCUGCAUUACUGUCAGUCACCUCAACAGAGCCCUGUACUUCGCCUGUGACAAUGUGCUGUGGGCUGGGAAGUCUGGACUGGCUCCCCGUGUGGAUCAGGAGAAGUGGGCCCAACGCUCCUUCAGGUACUAUCUCUUUUCCCUCAUCAUGAACUUGAGCCGGGAUGCCUAUGAGAUUCGCCUCCUGAUGGAACAAGAGUCUUCAGCUUGUAUCCGGCGGUCAAAGGGUUCUGGGGGAGGAGUCCCAGAAGCAAUUGAAAUUGGGAGUCCUCAGGGACCAGGGACUCCAGGAGGAGGCCUGCCCCAACUGGCUGUGAAGCUGCGGCUGCGAGUCCUGCUCCUGGUGCAGGUCCUUCGAGGUCAUCCCCCGCUUCUGCUGGAUGUGGUCAGAAACGCCUGCGAUCUCUUCAUUCCACUGGACAAACUAGGCCUCUGGCGCUGUGGGCCUGGUAUUGUGGGGUUUUGUGGCCUCGUGUCCUCUAUCCUGUCCAUUCUCACCCUCAUCUGCCCCUGGCUACGACUCAAGCCCUGACACACUGGUGCAAGGUUAGGAGGAGGUCUGAAUUGGCAAGAGAGCAUCUUAGAUGAGCCCUGUUGUACCAACCAGCCUGGUUCUAACUCUGCUCCUCGGUCGAAGUUAAAAUCCAGAGAUCGGAAAGUGGAGGGAGACCCGUUGGGGAUGGUGAGGUGAGAGAAGUUGACUCCUGAAGUAGAUGAUUCUGAUACCCAAACCUGCCUGAACUUUUGUUCUUUUCCUCCUGUAUUAUAAUUGUCGGUUUCUCUUUGAUUUAAGAUUCUCUGUGUAUGCAUCUCUCGUCUGCCUUCUCCAUCUGCUGCUUAGGAAUUUAAUCAGCAGUGGCAGGUCCUCUUGGGGGGAGGCAGUGAGGGAAGGUUUGAUCUGUAAGAUUCUAACUGCCUUUGUUUUCUCACAGAGGUGGCUUUUAGUAGACUCUCCCCCAAUCUCUGUCCAAAAGUUGCCCGGCACCCCCUCUUCACCUCUCACGUCUACCUCACCUGCCUCACUUGUGACUUGGCCUUGAUCCUUCAAUUGAAUCACACCGACAGAUUUCUGCUUCCACUUUGAUUUCAGAGAUCCGUUCUCCAGUGUGUCCUUACCUGUUCUUUGCCUAUUCAGAAUGGCGCUGCACCGAGCAUCCUGCUGUACAUACUGUACAGUGAAUCUGUGUGAAUAGCCAUGGCUCGUGCACAAGACAGAGAGCAAACCUUCCAAGUCAGCGAAUUAAAGUCCAGUUUGCCCAUCGCCA
Echinops telfairi (small Madagascar hedgehog) is the source of this 1533-nucleotide messenger RNA. RefSeq names its product peroxisomal biogenesis factor 11 beta (gene PEX11B). Bases 21 to 800 code for a protein of 259 amino acids. The transcript is spliced from 4 exons. NCBI's taxonomy places the organism in Eukaryota, Metazoa, Chordata, Mammalia, Afrosoricida, Tenrecidae. Gene Ontology annotation, biological process: peroxisome fission; regulation of peroxisome size. Gene Ontology annotation, cellular component: peroxisomal membrane. The record is from RefSeq and is a predicted model, not a curated record.